Molecule: messenger RNA, 631 nt
Organism: Mycotypha africana
Lineage: Eukaryota; Fungi; Mucoromycota; Mucoromycetes; Mucorales; Mycotyphaceae
Exons: 1
Coding region: 117-383 (88 amino acids)
Biological process (GO): mitochondrial respiratory chain complex IV assembly
Cellular component (GO): mitochondrial intermembrane space
Source: RefSeq, a predicted model, not a curated record
UUUCUUUUUUCUUUACACUCUGUCAAUUUGACAGACAUACAAAAACCCAGCGCUAUGCACUAUUGAGUUUUCUCUUUUUCAUAGCGUCUUUUUUUCGCAUUGUUUAACAUAAGCUGAUGACGACAACAGAGAACUCAAAAAUACCUAUCGAGGAGGAAGAAGAAGAGGAUCCUUACAACGCCAGGAUUGAGAAAACCGGCUGUUAUCAAGAAAAUGAGGAUUUACAAAUUUGCUUUUACGACACUAAAGAUUGGCGACAAUGCAAAAAGGAGAUGGAGGCAUUUCGAGCAUGCUUUAUAAAGAACAAAAAUAAUGCAGGAAGUAAAGAACUUAUCGAGUCUGCCAAGCAUAUACAUCCCGUCUACGAAGAAGACAACGCAUGAGAAAUUGUUCACGGUAUACUGGAUGAAUGGCUGGGCCUCUUAUAAUUUCCAAUCAUCCUUAUUACGUAAGCACAAGUUCGUAUUAGCAUUUGUGGUUUAUCGAGCUUUUUGCAUAAACUGAAAAUAAAAAAUAGUAAGAAAACCCUGUAAAUAUAAAAGUCACGAUUGAAGGUAUGGCUUCUCUGUAGGGCAUUGUCAAGUGUUUUUUGCGUUGGAAAUAGUCAAUCUCCGAUGCUGUCAAAAAUGGA